Pelecanus crispus (Dalmatian pelican) is the source of this 1948-nucleotide messenger RNA. The record is from RefSeq and is a predicted model, not a curated record. Lineage: Eukaryota; Metazoa; Chordata; Aves; Pelecaniformes; Pelecanidae.
GUUGAAUCAUUUAUUUUGGACCAAGAAGAUCUUGAUAACCCAGUACUGAAAACCACAUCGGAGUUAUUCUUAUCAAGUGCUGCAGAAGGUACAGACUUGAGAACUGUGGAUCCAGAAACACAAGCAAGACUAGAAGCCUUACUGGAGGCAGCAGGAAUUGGUAAAUUGUCCACUGCUGAUGGUAAAGCCUUCGCAGAUCCUGAGGUUCUCCGAAGACUGACGUCCUCUGUCAGCUGUGCGCUGGAUGAAGCUGCCGCUGCAUUGACACGAAUGAGAGCAGAGAACAAUCACAAUGCAGGACAAGUGGACAAUCGCAGUUUGGCAGAAGCAUGCUCAGAUGGGGAUGUAAAUGCUGUCCGGAAGCUGUUGGAUGAAGGAAGAAGUGUAAAUGAACAUACUGAAGAAGGGGAGAGUCUCCUUUGCUUGGCCUGUUCAGCCGGAUUAGCAGGAUAUUAUGAAUUGGCACAAGUGCUACUAGCAAUGCAUGCAAACGUUGAAGAUCGAGGGAAUAAAGGAGACAUAACUCCCUUAAUGGCAGCUGCCAGCGGAGGCUAUGUAGAUAUUGUUAAACUUCUCCUUGUUCAUUGUGCAGAUGUCAACGCACAGUCUUCAACAGGGAACACAGCUCUCACUUACGCAUGUGCUGGGGGCUUUGUUGACAUAGUGAAGGUGCUAUUGAAAGCUGGUGCUAAUAUAGAAGACCACAAUGAGAACGGGCAUACCCCCUUAAUGGAAGCAGCCAGUGCAGGUCAUGUUGAGGUUGCAAGAGUAUUACUGGAAUAUGGUGCAGGAAUCAACACUCACUCCAAUGAGUUCAAAGAAAGUGCACUUACACUUGCAUGCUAUAAAGGCCAUUUAGAUAUGGUUCGUUUUUUGCUUGAAGCUGGAGCUGAUCAAGAACAUAAAACAGAUGAGAUGCACACGGCGCUAAUGGAGGCCUGCAUGGAUGGACAUGUGGAAGUGGCACGCUUGCUUUUAGACAGUGGUGCUCAAGUGAAUAUGCCUGCAGAUUCGUUUGAAUCUCCACUCACUCUGGCUGCUUGUGGUGGACAUGUGGAGUUAGCAGCUCUUCUGAUCGAAAGGGGAGCUAACCUGGAGGAAGUUAAUGAUGAAGGUUAUACUCCUCUAAUGGAAGCUGCCCGGGAAGGCCAUGAAGAGAUGGUAGCCUUGCUACUGGCACAAGGGGCAAAUAUAAAUGCACAGACAGAAGAAACGCAGGAAACGGCUCUUACUCUGGCAUGUUGUGGAGGGUUUUCUGAAGUAGCCGACUUCCUUAUUAAGGCAGGAGCUGAUAUAGAACUUGGUUGCUCAACACCUUUGAUGGAAGCUGCUCAAGAAGGUCAUCUUGAAUUGGUGAAAUACUUGCUGGCAGCAGGAGCUAAUGUGCAUGCCACCACAGCGACAGGAGAUACAGCUUUGACCUAUGCCUGUGAAAAUGGACAUACUGAUGUUGCAGAUGUGUUGCUUCAAGCUGGUGCUGAUUUGGAGCAUGAAUCUGAAGGUGGGAGAACCCCACUAAUGAAGGCUGCACGAGCUGGUCAUUUAUGCACUGUGCAAUUCCUUAUUAGCAAAGGUGCCAAUGUUAACAGGGCUACAGCUAAUAAUGACCACACGGUGGUGUCACUGGCAUGUGCGGGAGGCCACCUGGCAGUUGUUGAGCUCCUUCUGGCUCAUGGUGCAGAUCCUACUCAUCGGCUCAAGGAUGGCUCAACAAUGCUCAUUGAAGCUGCCAAAGGAGGACAUACAAAUGUUGUUUCUUACUUGCUGGAUUACCCAAACAAUGUUUUGUCGGUUCCUGCAGCAGACUUGUCUCAGCUCACACCUCCAUCUCAGGAUCAGUCUCAGGUUCCACGUGUACCGGUGCAUACACUUGCUAUGGUUGUACCUCCCCAGGAACCUGACAGAACCCCUCAAGAGAACUCACCACCUCUCUUGGGAGUGGUGAAAG